AUGGGAGCACACCUACCAUUUUUGGGUCAUUUGAACAUGUCAAAGAAUUGUUCCAAUGGCGGCAUUCCCUCUUCAUUUGGUGAUAUGAGUUCCCUACAAGUUUUGGACUUAUCAAACAACCAAUUACCAGGUGAGAUACCGGAACAAAUGGCUAUGGGCUGCUCUUCAUUACAGGUACUUGCAUUAUCAAAUAACACAUUACAAGGAUCAAUUUUCUCUAGAAAUUUUAAUCUAACGAGCUUGUCCGAGCUCGAAUUAAAUGGAAAUAAUUUCACUGGGAUAAUCCCAAACGUCUUAGCUAACUGCUCUGACUUGUAUACACUAGAUCUUAGCAAUAACUUUAUCUUUGGUGAAGUGCUAAGUUGGAUUUGGAAUAAGUCAAGGCCGGAAGCAUUGGAUGUGAGCAGGAACCAACUCUUUGGUAGGUUGCCACAAUGGAGGGGAAAUGCUUCGAAUUUGGCACAAGUUUCCAUGGCAGAUAAUCGACUUAAAGGUUCAAUCCCAAGGGCAAUUUGCAGUCUCAAUCUCAAACUAAAACUUUUGGACCUUUCCAAUAACAGUUUAUAUGGGACAACAAUUUGA
Molecule: messenger RNA, 582 nt
Organism: Gossypium raimondii (Peruvian cotton)
Lineage: Eukaryota; Viridiplantae; Streptophyta; Magnoliopsida; Malvales; Malvaceae
Product: receptor-like protein 1
Exons: 1
Coding region: 1-582 (193 amino acids)
Molecular function (GO): protein binding
Source: RefSeq, a predicted model, not a curated record